AUGCCUCCUGCGCGCCCUGGCAAGCCGCCCGCAAGGCUAACCGAAGUGUCCAACAAGACGGUCGGUCGCCACACCGUCAAGACUCUCACCUCCUGGCUUGAGUCCAAGGAACUCAGCGUCGAGGGUUCCAAGACGGCUCUGGUGCACCGUGUGGUCCAGAACCGCACGUGUAUCCCCGACCACCUCCUCCCUCUUCCUUCGCCGAUGGACCUCCUCCAAGUCUCCGUGGAGAACGUCAAGGCCGAUGUCAAGGCUCUCCAGGCCGACCUUGCCAUCAAGGACGAGGAGAUGAAGGAGCUCAAGGCUGCCAACGAGCGCCUUCAACAGCAAGUCACUGCACUCAAGUCGCAGGAGGCCGAUGGUGCCGCGGGCCACCGCGCCGUCGCCUCGUCCUCCGAGGCAAACAAAACCGUCGACGAGGAGGCGACCGACCCGAUGGGAGUCGCCAAGUGUGGCUUUUGCGGACGUACGGGUCACGUCUCCCGCAUGUGCCGCGAGCACAUCCGCAAGCCGAUGGCGGCUUACGACAACAACCUCGGCAUCGCGCCAGCUUGUUGA
Messenger RNA from Apiotrichum porosum, 558 nucleotides. RefSeq lists its product as uncharacterized. The transcript has a single exon. The record is from RefSeq and is a predicted model, not a curated record. NCBI's taxonomy places the organism in Eukaryota, Fungi, Basidiomycota, Tremellomycetes, Trichosporonales, Trichosporonaceae. Gene Ontology annotation, molecular function: zinc ion binding; nucleic acid binding. Bases 1 to 558 code for a protein of 185 amino acids.